AACAAACACCCAAGUUUUCAUCCACUUUCUUUUUGGUCUUAAAACUUGAUUUUUUUCCAAAAUGGGCUUCACAUUUGCUCAUCAAAGACUUGUUUUGGUGCUUGUUGCUGCUUCCAUGGUGGGAGUAAGCUUAGCAAACAAGGAAUGGGGGAGCUUGGGUUCCCAUUCUCAUCCUCAUCAUCCCCACAACCAUACCAAUGGCCCCAAAAGAAUCAUUGUUGGGGGAUCCCAAAACUGGCAUUUUGGUGUCAACUACACUGAUUGGUCACUCAAAAAUGGUCCCUUCUACAUCAAUGAUACUCUAGUAUUCAAAUAUGAUCCACCAAGCAACACCACAUUUCCUCACAACGUAUACUUGCUACCCCACUUAAAGAGCUUCCUCAACUGCAACUUAAGAAAAGCUAAGAUGAUUGCCAACCCAACUCAGGGAAGUGGUAAUGGGUUCGAGUUCGUGUUGAAAAAGUGGAAGUCCUACUAUUUUGCUUGCGGUGAACGUAAUGGUUUCCAUUGCAAGGUUGGCCUCAUGAAAUUCGCCGUAGUAUCGCCGCUCCGUCGCCGCCAUUGAUGGAUCACUUAAGCCUUCAGGGAAGAUGCAAUGCCUGUGUUUUCUUUCACGCCAUUUUUGUUCACGACAACGUGUUGAAUGUUGAGCCUCUGUUUUUUUAAUAUUGUCCAAUAAGUUAGAGGUUUGGGAUCUUAAGGUGCAAUUCUGGCCAUGUUAUUUUGUCUUUUUGCAGUAAUUUGUGAUUUCUUUUUUACAAA
Messenger RNA from Gossypium arboreum, 762 nucleotides. RefSeq lists its product as uncharacterized. The transcript has 2 exons. The record is from RefSeq and is a predicted model, not a curated record. The coding region runs from base 62 to 565 and encodes 167 amino acids. Lineage: Eukaryota; Viridiplantae; Streptophyta; Magnoliopsida; Malvales; Malvaceae. Gene Ontology annotation, molecular function: electron transfer activity.